AUGAUUGACCCCUCCAUUUUCCAAAGCCUACAGGACAAGAUAGACGAGGAGAGCCAGAUUCGCGAUGAACUCCAAGACAUCGUUCAGACACUGUCUAAACGCGUAACUCCCGUCCUCGACGAAGCAGCCACGGAAAUCCGUGCUCAGAAAGAGGAUGUCGCCCGUCUCGUCUCCGUCGCCGCCCAGCACCCCUUCUACAAAUACAACCACAUCUGGAGCCGGGAGCUGCAGAAUCUGGGGCGCGGGGUGGUUCAGGUCUUCACGAUCCAGUUCUGCGCAUGGCUAGGCGGCCUGCGAGACGCGCGGGCCGAGAAAGCAAAGGGCUUCAUGACCAUUGAGGAGGUUGGCGAGUUUCUGGGUGUCCCCGUCAACCUCAAGGACCAGGAUUCCUUCCACCUAUCCAUCGAAGAGUACCUGCAAGCCUUGAUAUCGCUGGUGGAGGAGCUGGUGUGGUCCCUCCCUCCCCGUGCCUAUUCCUCACAUCUCCCGAGCCGGUUCGCUAAUGACAAACCAUCCCCAACCCUCCUUUCCCUUCCCCACAGAGCCGGCUAG
This is a messenger RNA of Histoplasma mississippiense, 552 nucleotides long. RefSeq lists its product as hypothetical. Gene Ontology annotation, cellular component: cytoplasm; nucleus. Lineage: Eukaryota; Fungi; Ascomycota; Eurotiomycetes; Onygenales; Ajellomycetaceae. Gene Ontology annotation, molecular function: RNA binding; sequence-specific DNA binding; single-stranded DNA binding. The record is from RefSeq and is a predicted model, not a curated record. Gene Ontology annotation, biological process: RNA metabolic process. The coding region runs from base 1 to 552 and encodes 183 amino acids. The transcript is spliced from 5 exons.